AUGGAUCUCGCGUCCGCCGCAGUGGCGUCGGCGCCAGCGGCGGGCGCGUCUGCGGCCAGCAGCAGCGCCCCCGACACCAGCUGGUUUGCGCCGCUGACGAACUCGUGCGAGGCGGUGCUCAAGCAGAUUCAGGGCGUGCUGGUCAAGCUCAACGUGCCUUACUCAUACGGCUACUCGAUCAUCCUGCUGACCGUGUUUGUGAAGAUCCUAACAUACCCACUCACCAAGAAGCAGGUCGAGUCGGCCAUGGCCGUGCAGUCCCUGAAGCCGCGCAUAGACAUGAUCAAGGCGCGAUACGGCGACGACGACAAGCGGGUGCAGGAGGAGACCAAGACGCUGUAUGAGAAGGCCGAGAUCUCUGACGCAGGUGGGGUGCUGCGUCUGGCGGCCAGGGGGUCGCUCGGGCCCAGCGGCACGCGGAGUGCGUGGCGGCACGGCCCGGAGUCUGUGGCGCCCCGCCGGCUGCCGCGCGGCUGCCCGCGGGCCGCCUGGCGGCGGGCCGCGCCGGCCGGCGGCGCGGCCCUCGACCGCUCCCGUCGCCGCGCGCCUGCGAAGCACGCCGUGGCCCAGGAGGGGCUUUUGGACGCCGAGGGGUUCUACUGGAUCCCAAACCUGGCCGGCCCGACCUCCAUCGCGGCGCGGGGCACCGAGUGGCUGUUCCCCUUUGUGGACGGCGCGCCACCCAUUGGCUGGGACCUGGCGGGGCGGUACCUCGUGCUUCCUGUGCUGAUGGUGGUCGCGCAGUGGAUCAGCAGCAGCAUCAUCACGCCGCCGAUCGACCCGGAGUCCGAGGGCGCCAACACGCAGCGCGCGCUGGCUAUUGGGCUUCCGGUGAUGGUGGGGUACUUCUCCCUGUGCGUGCCGUCGGGCCUGAGCCUGUACUACUUUGCCAACACAGUGUUUACGGGGCUCAUGCAGGUGUACCUGCGGAAGCUGGGUGGCGCCACAGUGAAGGUGAAGGACCUCGGGCCGGUGACCAAGGUCGGCUCCGCGCGCCGCCUGGGCCCCGUGGCUGCAGACGACGACGUCUGGGAGUACCAGCCGCCCGCGGCGCCUGAUGCGGCCGCAGCGGCGGCGGCGGCGGGCGCUGCGGACGGGGCCGGGGCCGGGGCGGAGGGGGAGGCGGCGGCGGCGAGGGGGCAGGUGUUCUACGCGCGGCGGAAGCGGGCGGCGGCGGCGGCGGCGGCCGCGGGCGGCAGUCAAGGGAGCGGCUCGGCGCCGAGCACGGCCACAGCUUGA
This is a messenger RNA of Monoraphidium neglectum, 1239 nucleotides long. RefSeq names its product Inner membrane ALBINO3-like protein 1. The record is from RefSeq and is a predicted model, not a curated record. Lineage: Eukaryota; Viridiplantae; Chlorophyta; Chlorophyceae; Sphaeropleales; Selenastraceae. Gene Ontology annotation, cellular component: chloroplast thylakoid membrane. The transcript is spliced from 6 exons. Bases 1 to 1239 code for a protein of 412 amino acids. Gene Ontology annotation, biological process: protein localization to chloroplast; thylakoid membrane organization; protein insertion into membrane. Gene Ontology annotation, molecular function: membrane insertase activity.